AAUGAAUUGAGAUGAAUUCUCAAUAUUCUCUGCUCGGUUUGUUCCUGCUCCAGGUGGUGCUGGGAGCUGGCUACGGAGUUCAAGAUGAUCACGAGGAUACAGAUACAAGAAACCAAGACAGAGUUGUUUUCCCAGAUGAGACAGAUUCAGUCCAAGAAAGAAUAAUACGAAAUAUCCAGUUGAGCGCUCAACUGAGGAAAUCAAGGAAAUACAAGGGAGGCUGCCGUGAUCCUGUUCCUCCCAGUGAAUCCAUUCUUAAAUGCGCCCGGGGAGUUGGAUCCUGUUUUGUCAAGUGUAAACCUGGACACGCCUUCCCCUCUGGCGCAACCAAGACCGUAUUGAAAUGCGAGCAGGGUGAGUGGUUUGACCAGCGCACCGGGCAGGGUCAACCUAUACCUGACUGUUUGCCGGUGUGUGAUUCUCCUUGUAGAAACCAGGGUAUCUGUGUCAGACCUAACGUUUGCUUUUGCCAGGGUGGUUGGUCAGGUUCAACAUGUUCUACUCCACCUACCCCUAGAUGUACUGGACCUCCUCCUGCUCCUAAGAAUGCCCGAAUAUUCUGUAGUGCAAGGAAUGUACUGCGACCUGUCUACAAGGGCACAGGCUACCAACUGGAGAUGUAAAGAUGACCUUCACGUGUACAGCUGGUAGAUGGUUGUACGGUACUGCAGAACAAAUCCCAGAUUGUACACCUACCUGUGACCCCUCCUGUGAAAAUGGUGGGACCUGCCUCAGCUCUGGUUCUUGUGUCUGUGGGAAGAAAUAUAAAGGGGAACGAUGUCAGUAUGAGUCUAGUUCAUGUGCACCAGAGAAACUAGGAUUCAAUGGAAGUUUUAAUUGUAGCAGUACUCAGGUACAGAUCAGGUGUAGUUUAUCCUGUCCUGCUGGGAUAGAUUUCUCCGAAUCCCCGGCUCAGAUCUAUUCUUGUCAUUUCUCCGAAGGACGGUUUUAUCCUUCAUCCACUCCGUCCUGUAUCUUCGGUUCAAACCUGGAGAUAUCCCGUGAGUAUGGAAGUUCUUAUUCACCCGGAGAUUCAACCCUUCUCCAGUAUACUACUCAGGAUUGGAUCAACACUGCUACAAGUAUGCCAAGUAUGUCAGCACACUGGGAGAGAGAGCUUGGUAAAUACUGGAGAUACGGCCAAGGGAUGGUUUCGACCAGUAUCAAGCUAACCAUAGAUUACUCCUGGUCGAUUUCACAGAUUAAACAGGUGAUACAGAGCCAAGGAACCUGGAUAUCAUAUUCUCACGAUACAGCUCUACAUACUCAAGAAUGGGGAGCUUUAGACGCCCUGCUACAAAACAACCCGGAGAAGAGGGGCGGAACUUGUUAUUUCUGGGCAGGGUCUCAUUACAGGAUGUUUGACGGAAACCUGGUGUCUCUUCCAACUGGUUGUGAGCAUGUACUUCUUGUUGAACCAAGAGAUCAGACCAUCAAGAUAUCCGUCCUACCCCAAGAAACCUGCUCAACCUGUAUUAGGAUCAAACUGGACCUGGAAACGGUAGAGUACAUUCUAUCUGUGGAUGGUAAUGGUAGAGCAAUAGCAACCUCUGGUUCCAGUAGUAUAGCUGUACCUGGAGUGCAGGAUGGAGUUGUAUUCCAGAAAUCUGGUUCCUGGAUAUUUGUAGAAAUCCUGGGACUAGGACUAACACUACGAUGGAACACUAAGGACUACCUAGUGAUCGAAGGGGAUUCUAAUCUAUGGAACCGAACUACAGGGAUGUGUGGAUCUCUUACUUCAAAUCCGUUCGAUGAUUUUAUGUCACGUGACAGAGAGAAGAUUCCGAAUCUCCAGGACUUUGCUAAAGCUUGGACUCUUCAUGACGGUGCCUGUGAGGACAGGAAAGGUGGAGAAGGACACACGUGUAGUCCAGGAUCAGACCUGGAUAAACAAGCUUCUCAGUUCUGCCGGAACCUGGUGGAUUCUCCGGCUCUAGGUUCCUGUCACUCUGUUCUCAAUCCUCUUCCCUUCUAUGAGACAUGUCGUUGGUCCUACUGCAGUGGUUCUACUCCAGAUUCUAGUUUAGGUUCUACUCCAGGUUCAACUUUCGCUGGAGAACUAGCUUGUCAGUCUGUUGAAACCUAUGUGAGAUCCUGUGAGGGUUUGGGAGUAUCUCCGUCAGGUUGGAGAUCUCCUGGUUUCUGUCCUAUGGAGUGUGGAGGAGGGAUGGUUUAUCAGGAGUGCGGAGUAGGAACUAGUCCUACUUGCUCUGAUUCAGAUGAAGGUCUGGUUUCUGAGUUCUGUAUCUCAGGGUGCUAUUGUCCACAGGGAACCAGGCUACAUCAAAAUAGGUGUAUAAAGGAGAAGGACUGUCCGUGUCUUUACAAUGGUAAAGAAUAUCAGAAUGGAGAAGAAAUAACAAAGAGUUGUAAUACUUGUGUAUGUACUGUAUCUGGAUGGGAGUGUACUGCUGAAGAGUGCGGGAGCCGGUGUACUGUAGUUGGGGAUCCACAUUAUACUACGUUUGAUGGAAAGAGCUAUGAUUUCAUGGGGCAAUGUGCGUAUAUCCUGUUGGAGUCUGAUGAUCUACUGAUACAGGCUGAAAAUAUACCAUGUGACGGCUCAACUUUCCAGGAAGUAAUCGGUCGAACAUAUGAGAUUAAUAAUCCCCCAACAUGUACACGUAGUGUUACAAUCAAGACAGGAGGACGGAUUUUGAAAUUAAAGCAGGGUUUUGAGCUGAGGUUGGAUGGCGAGGAAAUAAACCAACUUCCUUUCAGAAUUAGGAAUACUCUGGUUAUUAACCAACCUUCAUCUCUUUGGAUUACAGUAUACCUGGAGAAUGGGAGUAAGGUUUGGUGGGAUGGAGAAACUAGGGUCUAUAUUGAUGCUUCACCCUCACUACAUGGAAAGACUAAGGGUUUAUGUGGAAGCUACAAUGGGUUUGAAAAUGAUGAUUUCUUGACUGUGGACGGAGAUGUGGAGGAGAAUCCAACAAACUUUGCCAACAAAUGGAGAAUUGAUCCUAACUGUGUUGUAGCUCUAGACAAAGGUUCUCAUCCCUGUGAUGUAAACCCUACCCGGAGAUUAGAAGCAGAACAAACCUGUUCUAAACUUAGACAAAAUAUCUUCAAGUCCUGUCACUCCCAGGUGGACCCUGAGAAAGCUUAUUCUGACUGUAUGUAUGAUUACUGCUCCUGUCAAAACUUUGAUCCAAGAUGUUUCUGUCCAAUAUUUAGUGCGUAUGGAGAUGAAUGUGCAGCAAAGGGUGUUGAGGUGGACUGGAGACCUCUAGUACGGGAAUGUGGAUUAAACUGUCCUGUUGGACAAAUAUACAGGUUGUGUGGAGAUAGUUGUAAAUACAGCUGCAGGUCAAUCUCUCUCCAUCAGGAGUGUGAACAGGAGUGUGUCGAGGGGUGUUCAUGUCAACCUGGAUACACAUUAGAUAAUACAGGACACUGUAUCCCUGCAUCCUCCUGUCCCUGCUACAAGGAAGAUGAACUGUAUGAACCACACUCCAAGGACUACAGAGCAGAGAGUAAGGAGAUGUGCACUUGUUUAAACGCAGUGUGGAAUUGUAGAUCUGGAAGUCUGGAAGAUGAAGCUGAAUGGAUAAAACAAAAUAAACUUGAAUGUAACUCCUCUCUGCAUCUUCAGUUCACAGAUUGUAUACAGGAACAGAUCACUUGUAAGAAUAUGCACCUUGGAGAACUAUCUCCUGCUGGUGGCUGUGAGGAUGGUUGUGAGUGUGCUCCAGGUUAUGUAGAGGAUGAACAAGGAGCUUGUGUUCCAGCCGCAGCGUGUCCCUGCCAUCACGGGGGCAGAAGCUAUUCCCAAGGAGAUGUAAUUCAAAAAGAUUGUAAUACUUGUUCUUGUGUUGACGGAAUCUGGAGUUGUUCUACUAAAGAUUGUCCAGGACAGUGUUCGGUCUGGGGGGAAGGACAUUUUACAACCUUUGACAGAAAAAGUUAUAGUUUCCUUGGAAGCUGUGAAUAUAUUCUUGCAAAGGGAUACUUAACAGAAUCAGACUCUUUUACGAUUAGUGUAAAGAAUGUUCCUUGCGGGACCAGUAUAGUAACAUGUUCCAAAUCUUCAACUCUGACAAUAGGAACAGGAUCUCAUCAGGAACAUAUUCAGCUGCUUAAAGGAACAGAUGUUAAAGUUAAAAAGGAACAUAAACGUAUCAAGGUUGUUGAUUCCGGAAUGUAUCUCCGAGUAGAGGUUUAUGAUAUGGGACUCAGUAUAGAGUGGGAUAAAGGAAAUAAACUUUACAUCAAACUUAAACCAAGAUGGAAAGGAAGUGUAAAGGGAUUGUGUGGGAACUACAAUGGGAUCGGAUCAGAUGAUUUAAAAUCCCCAGGAGGAAUUAUAGAAUCCUCUCCGGUUCUAUUCGGGGACACUUGGAAACUACACAGCUACUGUCCUCCAGCAGUCAUACAACAGGAUACAUGUUCCAUCCAUCCUCACAGAAAACUCUGGGCUUCCAAGAAAUGUGGAAUCCUGAAAUCUGAAACCUUUAAGCCUUGUCACUCAGAGGUUCCACUGAACACUUGGUAUGAAGAGUGUGUGAAAGAUACCUGUGGUUGUAACGUAGGUGGAGAUUGUGAAUGUUUAUGUACAGCUGUAUCUGCUUAUGCACACGCAUGUACAAUGGCAGGGAUUAAUAUUCAAUGGAGAAACCAAGGACUUUGCGCCAUGCAAUGCCCACGGGGUACAAGUUACAGUCCAUGUGCGAGCAAAUGCCCCGUAGAAACUUGUGAUAACAGCGCCAUCUUUAAACGAUUAUCGUUGGCUUGUGAAGACGACGUGUGCACAGAAGGAUGUUCUCCUGACCCCUGUAGACCUGACAGCGUCAAGGAGGAUCUGCAGAGUAUGCGUUGUAUUCGUAAAGUAGACUGCAAACAGAAAUGUUUAAAAGAAGACGGAAUUCAGUAUUAUGAAGGAGAUAUCAUCAAAUCUACGGAAUGUCAAGUUUGUAAAUGCAUAAACAAGGCUAAGGUUUGUGAGAAUAUCUGCGACACCUCUGAGGACGGAUAUUCUAAACCUGUCACAGUUUUAGAUUCGUAUUACAACGGGACGAAUAUUGGGUUGGUAUUGAGCUGUACUCCGGGUUGGACAAACUUGAUCAAUGCUUCAACUCCUCUCACACAAACCACACCUUUUACGGUUCUUGGAGGUUGGUGUGCUAGACCCGAGAUGGAGAGGAUUGAGUGCCAAGGAUCCGGAGAUAUGAACGGGGUUCAAUGCUCUCUGGAGUACCCUGUAUCUUGUCCGUCCUGCUCCCAGCUCCAGUAUAGAGUACUUUGUUCAUGUAAACCCGAGCAGAUGUCCCUGAAUAUAGAUAUUGCUCUGGUUGGAUCUUGUAUACAACCCUACUCUAGAUACCCACAUAGAGCAAACUGUAAACUCUUCUACAACUGUGAACAGAGGAGAGGAGGAGGAGUAGGGUUGAUAGAGAAUGUUUGCCCUGAUGAUCAACUGUUCGAUCAAACCCUGAAGGUUUGCUCAGAUCCUAGCUCCAUCAUUAGCCGCCAACCCUGGUGUUCUCAGAGCUUCAAUAUCCCUACAGAACUAAACCUGCUCUUGAACAAGGUUCAUGUCUCAGCUCAGGGUGUAUUCUCGGAUCUAGAGAACUACAACCUCAAUGUCUCCUAUAUUGAGAAGAUGAAAACCUUAACUCAGCAGUUUAACGAAUAUUCUAAGCUUACAAUUAUCAAUGAUUCAGAUCGGAAAACAAUUAUUGAGAAUGCAAAACAAUUCUUUAUAUUUACUCAAACUUUGACGGAGUUUUCUCAUUCGUUUUCCUCCGAAACAAAUAGAAAAAUUGAAGAACUUCGCUCCGUCUUGAACAAGGUUCUGUUUAAAACCAACUAUAACCCCGACUACCAAUCCAACAAAACCUUGGAAAAGCUUAAAAAGAUCAAUAUUGAAUUGGAAAAGCUUCAGAUCUCCCUGGAUAAAGUCGAAGCUGAAGAUUCCAACUAUCUGCUAGCUGAAGAUUAUACCCAGAGAAAGACUCGUCUCAACCAUAUCUCUCAUCAGAUAAAUGAAAUCUUGUAUCAAUACAACACCGGAACUAUAAAUAAAACCAUGCUUAUCUCCAAACUGAGAGAAAUCAGAGAAGAUAUUAAAUCCUCUGGACCAUCAUCAGAACUAGACUUGGUACAGAGUAUCCUUACUGCAGCUCUAACUGAUCUUGGUUGGGUUGAGAGUAUUCUCAAGGAUGAAACUACAUGUGACAUAUCUCUCAUCCAUAUACCUGUUCCUGGAGACUGUUCUUCGUUCUACCAGUGUACAGGGGUACCUGGAUCCCCAGGAAAACGUGUCAAGAAACAGUGUGGACCAGGAACUAUGUUUAAUCCUGUCAGACUGAUCUGUGAUUGGCCCCUCAAUGUUUACAAAAUAAAUCCUGACUGCAAUAUUAAACAAACCACAACUCCUUCCAAUGUAUACAGUACAGAACCACCGAAAGUACAAAUUUCAACACUUUCUAGAGGAGAUAACUUUGCUGGAAUCACAUCCCUUAAUCCAAACCUAGUUAUUGAUUCAUCCAAUCCCUAUCAAAGUUCCUCCAAUCCAUCCGAUCAAUCCAGUAAUCCUUAUGUUGCAGGAGGACUUCUUUUUACAAUCCCUAGAUACAUCAGUUCUCCUAGUCCUAUAGUUUACACAACUGGAAAUCCUGUUACAGCCGGUCUCCCUGUUAAGAACAGUACCUGGAAAACAGACCCAACCUUGACAGAUCCUGUUCUCCUAGUUCAGAGUACAAAAUCUCCUCCUUUAGCGUGUCCUGAAGAUAGAUUGUAUGAUUUAUUGAUGGAUGUACCAGACUCUGGAUUCUCUGCUUCUUCUAGUGCCCAGAGAAGUUCUGCAACCUUUGGUCGUAUGCUGGACCUCAGUGUGUUUGCAAGGAAUGCUUUACUCCAGGAGUAUACUGAGAUAGAUGCCUGGGUGCCUGAAGUACAAACUAGGAAUGAGUUUCUUCAGAUAGAUUUAGGAAAUAUUAUUCCAAUAUUUGGUUUGGAGGUUCAGGGUUCAACUGAACUAGAUGCAUACGUAUCCUCCUUCUCAAUCCUGUACAGUGAGAAUGGGAAUACCUUCUCUCAAGUCCGGGAUGCAAAUAACAAUCUGAAGAUUUUCAACGGGAACUAUGACAGCAGUACUCCGAUAAAAGUUAUUCUAUCACAGGGAAUAGAAACCAGAAUUCUCCGGAUAUAUCCGCAAACUUGGGUUAACUUUAUUGCUCUCAAGAUUGAGAUCUUUGGCUGCUCUAAUCCUUAUCCUGUUUCAAAAACCCUACCUGGAGUAACCAAACCUGCACCAGGAGCUGGGAUUUAUCAAUCAAUUAUAAAUGAGAUUGGAGUUAACAUCACUAGAGAAAUCAACGAAAUAGAAACUAUUGUAGGGAUUGGUCUUAUAGAUGAAGAUCUUGAUCCUGAGCUCUCCAGGUUGAUAAUGGAGCAGUAUAAAAAGAUUAAAGAUUUAUCUAAACAGCUGGAAAACUAUUCCUCCUCCGAGGAUAUAAAUUCUCUAAUUCAGAUCUCAGAAACCAUUGAUCUUGAAAUACAAACGAUCAUUAAGAUUAUUAAAGAAAAUUCACAGAACGGUAAACUCCAGGAGUAUCUUCAAACCUCUCUUGUAAAAAAAACAACCUCUCUGCAAGAGCUAAGUUCAACCUUGAAAUCCUUGGUGGAAAGUUCUCCAGGUAGAGAGAAGAACCAAUACACUGACUUGUUCACCACCGUGAAGGAGGAAGUAGUCCAGAUCAGCAACCUACUGGAGGAGAUCAAGGAGAACAAGGAUGAGGGUUCAAGAAGCUCAUCCGAUCUCCAAGAUCUAAUGAAAACUCUCCAGGAAACCGUCCUACAGUUGGAGAAUUAUAAAACCGAGAUAGAUCAGGAAGGAAGACUCACCGAGCUAUCGAUUAGUAAACUGUUGGCCGAGAUUGAGAAAAUAAGGCGAGCAAAGGAUAAACUAGAAACUACGGAUUUCCAGGAAGAUCUGAACCAGGAGGAGAAGUCAACCAUCCAACAAACAAACACAAAGACAAAUACUAUCCUUGCUCAACUCAUAUCUUAUGCUGAUAAUUCAAAACAGACAGAAAUUCCAAAUCAACGUGUUACAUCUUCUCCAUACGUUACAGAGACACCAUCAGAGAUUGCGAAAGCCAAAAACUGUCUGAACGUUUACACUAUUGGAGAAGGGGGAAUCCGUCCUGAGAUGGUUUCAUUGAGUUCAGUUUACUCCGAGGAUAAGUUUAGGUUUGGAUCAGCUCAGGUUGGAUUAAACUCUAGGUCUGGCUGGAGACCUGCUAGGAACAGUAUGCAGGAAUCAUUAACUGUGAAUCUGGGAAGUGUGAGUACUAUUUCUGGAUUAAAAACACAGGGUCUUCACAGUUCUACAAGUUGGAUUCAAGCAUUUCAAAUAAAAUACAGUAAUGAUAAGAUAUCCUGGAGCACUAUACAAGACAAAAAUACACGAGGGGAUAGAAUAUUCACUGGAAACUACGAUAGUGAGACAGUUAACACGCAGUUCUUUGAUAAACCAAUCAGUACAGUUUUCAUACAAAUUGCACCCUUGAAAUGGCAUGGAGACAUUGGGCUUAGGCUUGCUCUAAUUGGGUGCAUUGAUCCUUGGUAUCUUGAUAAACCUGGUAGUAAUACGGAAUAUCCAGAUACCAAUGAACUAGGUGGAUAUGGAAAUGUUGGAACUACUAAAACUCCAGAUAAUGCUGGACCAGGAGGAUAUGGAAAUGUUGGAACCACUAAAACUCCAGAUAAUGCUGGACCAGGAGAAUAUGGAAAUGUUGGAACCACUAAAACUCCAGAUAAUGCUGGACAAGGAGGAUAUGGAAAUGUUGGAACCACUAAAACUCCAGAUAAUGCUGGACAAGGAGGAUAUGGAAAUGUUGGAACCACUAAAACUCAAGAUAAUGCUGGACUAGGUGGAUAUGGAAAUGUUGGAACCACUAAAUCUCCAGAUAAUGCUGGACUAGGAGGAUAUGGAAAUGCUGGAACUACUAAAACUCCAGAUAAUGCUGAAAAAGGUGGAUAUGGAAACGUUGCAACAACUAAAACUCCAGAUAAUGCUGGACCAGGAGGAUAUGGAAACGUCGCAACUACUAAAACUCAAGAUGAUGCUGGAGUAGGUGGAUAUGGAAAUGUUGGAACUCCUAAAACUCCAGAUGCCAAUGGACUAGGAGGAUAUGGAAAUGUUGGAACUACUAAAACUCCAGAUGCCAAUGGACUAGGAGGAUAUGGAAAUGUUGGAACCACUAAAACUCCAGAUGCCAAUGGACUAGGAGGAUAUGGAAAUGUUGGAACUACUAAAACUCCAGAUAAUGCUGGACCAGGAGAAUAUGGAAAUGUUGGAACUACUGAAACUCCAGAUAAUGCUGGACCAGGAGGAUAUGGAAAUGUUGGAACUACUAAAACUCCAGAUGCUGCUGGACUAGGUGGAUAUGGAAAUGUUGGAACUAAUAAAACUCCAGAUAAUCCUGAACCAGGAGAAUAUGGAAAUGUUGGAAAUACUAAAACUCCAGAUAAUCCUGGACUAGGUGGAUAUGGAAAUAGUGGAACCACUAAAACUCCAGAUAAUGCUGGACAAGGAGGAUAUGGAAAUGUUGGAACUACUAAAACUCCAGAUGCUGCUGGACUAGGUGAAUAUGGAAAUAGUGGAACUACUAAAACUCCAGAUAUCAAUGGACUAGGUGGAUAUGGAAAUGCUGGAACUACUAAAACUCCAGAUAAUGCUGGACCAGGAGGAUAUGGAAAUGUUGGAACCACUAAAUCUCCAAAUAAUCCUGGACCAGGAGAAUAUGGAAAUGUUGGAAAUACUAAAACUCCAGAUGCUGCUGGACUAGGUGGAUAUGGAAACGUUGGAACUACUAAAACUCAAGAUAAUGCUGGAGUAGGUGGAUAUGGAAAUGUUGGAACUACUAAAACUCCAGAUGCCAAUGAACUAGGAGGAUAUGGAAAUGUUGGAACUACUAAAACUCCAGAUGCCAAUGGACUAGGAGGAUAUGUAAAUGUUCCUACUGUUUCAGCUUGUGAUGUAUGUCCUGGUAUUGUAUUGCAGAAUUCACAGUGUCCUUGUAUGUUUGGAUUAUAUUGGACUGGUACUGGGUGUGUACCAAGAGAGAACUGUGAUUGUGUUCUUGGAGAAAUAAGGUUUUCAAGAAACGUAACUGUGAUGAAUGAUAACUGUGAUGAGUGUCUCUGUAUGAAGGAUGGAGUCGCGCAUUGUAAACCAAAGGUUUGUCCUCCCUGUUCGUCGGGUUUGCGUUCUCAGCUCACCCUGGACUGUUCUUGUAUCUGUAAGCACUGUGAGCCAGGGAGUACGAUCUGUCCCAGUUCUCAAACUUGUGUUCCUGUAGAGAACUGGUGUGAUGGUAUUGAACAUUGUCCUGAUGAUGAAAUAAACUGCAGGGAUACUCUAGAGAAGGAAAAGGAAGAGCUAUCAUUCUCCGGUCUACCCUGCCCUAAACCCUCCUGUCCUCCUGGGAAGAAGAUCAGGGAGACGGAGAUAGAAACCCUGGACGGAUGCACAUUUUACAAAUGUGUUGAAGAGGAGGAAACUGAUGUUUGUUCUAUUCCAUCCUGUCCUACUGGAUACACGGCUAGGAUAGUCGGAGAUAGAUCAGCUAAACUCAUAGAUUCAAAUCCUCAAAUCAGUCCUGAGACAGAAUCAUCUCCAAGGUAUAAACGGUAUGCGGAGCUACUUGAACCCAACUGUCCGGAGUAUGAAUGCGUCCCUGAUCCAAGAGUUACUCCGUCUGUUCCAACCAAGCCUCAGAUGUGUACGCUAGAGGGCUCGACCAUCAAAACUUUUGAUAAUCUAACCCUGGUUCAUGAUAUUUGCUUUGUUCAGCUUAUCAACAGUCCUGAAGACAAAACCUUAAUACGAUAUAAAAAGGAUUGCUCUGGACAAGUCUGCAGUAAGUUCCUGAUCCUGAAUAUCCAGGACGAGGAACUAGUACUGAGGACGGAUCUCCGGGUUGUGUGUAAGAGUAACGAAUAUACAGGAGAAGAAGCUUCAAGGUUUGCUGAAUCAAGAUCCUACUCUAUCAACUCAGUUGGAGACUCUUUACUCAUCAAACUAAGAUCUGGUAGAAUACAGAUUGAAUGGCAAUCAAAUGGGGGAUUUUCAAUCAUGGUUACUUCUGAUCUGAGUGGUAUUAUAACUGGUUUAUGUGGAAAUGCUAACGGUUUGGAUGAAGACGAUUGGUCCCUGCCGAAUGGUAUGAAGACGACCUCUACUCCAGAUCUAUACAGUAGUUGGAGUGUACCUGGAUACAAGUGUGUUAAUCCAACCUGUCCUAGACAAAUCACCGAUAUCGCCCAUAGACUAUGCAAAACAGUCAGGUUCCCUCCUCUAAACAAGUGUUCAAGUCUAGUUCCAGGUUCAGAGUUCCUGAAUAUCUGUCUCCAGCAGACCUGUGAGUGCUUACUAGAGACGGACGGAGAUGAGAGAGGGUGCAAAUGCAAGGCAAUGGAACUGUAUGUGAAGAAAUGUAAAGCUGUGAACCCUAGUAUUCAUUUACAAGACUGGAGAACUACACAUUUAUGUCCGUCCCACUGUCCUCCUGGUUUGGUUCACUACGACUGUUUCCAUCACUCCUGUGAGCUGACCUGCUCCAACCUCAAGAGUUCUGAACCCUGUCCUGCUCUCCAGGACGGGAUCUGUUUCCCAGGUUGCUUCUGUCCGACAGGACUGGUCAGGGACGGAGAUAUCUGCAAAGAACCUUCAAAAUGUCGGAACUGUGUGUGCAGUAAACACGGUAGUAUUAGCUACUCAACCUUUGAUGGAAAAGCAUUUAAACUUUCACCUGAAAGAUCUUAUGUAAUGAGUCGUGUCCCAAACCAAGAAGGAGGAUUUGAUCUGGAGAUUAUUGCAACUACCCAGGACUGCUCUAUCAACGCUAGAAAGAAAGUUUGCAUAAAGAAGGUUGAGGUUUGGUUUGGAGAUCAUAAACUUGAAGUUCAAGCUGGAGAAAAUCAUGCUGAUUUAUUGAUUGACGGAGUUCAAGCACAAUCCUUCCACAAACUUCAGCAUGGAUUUCAAGUUAAACAACCAACCCGGAGUACUUUACUCAUCCUUCUCCCAACCCUACAGCAUGAGAUAGAACUGGACUUUGCAGUAUUCGAUCUUACUAUACGUGCUCCAUACUCACUUUACUCAGGGAAACUAGAAGGACUAUGCGGAAACUGUAAUGGAGAUGAAACCGAUGAUACUAAAACUGCAACUGGGACAAUAUCCUUUGAUGAUGAUUUCUUUGUAAAUUCUUGGAUUAUAUUCGAGGAUUCAGAAGCAUCAACAUCUCCAUCUGUUGAAGGUUUGUAUAAACCUCAGACAACUCCGCUACCUGGAUACGGGAGAACAGUCAGUCAGGUUCCAGUGACUCAGGGUACUAGUACACCUACUCCAGUUAUACCUGGAGCAGGAUAUGGAGUACCAUCAGAAGUUGUGAAUCCAGUUUUUGAUAUUUGUCCUGAAAACAUCACAAGUCUAUGCAAUGCCCUCCUUCAUGCAUCCUUCUCCAAGUGCCAUCCAAUAGUAGAGCCUGUAAGCUACCUAGAAAUGUGUAAGAAUGAUAUUUGUGCUGAACCUGAUCAUGAAGAUGUACUCUGCGAGGUUGCAGACGAGUAUGCUAAACACUGCCUGGAGAAAGGAAUCUGUUUAGAGUACAGGAGCACCCUGAGCUGUUCUAAACCUUCCUGUGGAGCAGGAAGUGAGCACCAGGAGUGCGGAGCAGGUUGUGAUCCAACCUGUGAUCAGGAAUUCUGUAAUACUCCAGCUAGACCAGGAUGUAGAUGUAGUAAGGAUAUGGUUAUGAUUGAUGGUGAGUGUCGACCUAGAACUGAAUGUGUAUUCUGUACUGUCGGAUACGGAACAGUAAAACAUGCUGGGGAAGUGUGGAUGGAGGAUGUAUGUACAAACUGUACUUGUGCAGUGUCUGAAACCAGAGGCGGAGUUGUAAAGUGUUUGGAGAAGAAAUGUGAACCUCUGAUCUGCCAGGUUGGUUUCAGAUCAGAGACAGUUUCAACUCUAUCCUCAGCUCAGGAUUGCUGCCCGGAUCAAGUUUGUAUUCCAGUGGAACCCAAUCCGGUCAUUCGGUGUCCGGAGCUGGUCAAACCGGAUUGUGGGAGAUUUCAACAAGUUAAAACCGUCUUCAAUAGUUCCGUGUCGGGCUGUUCAAAACUUGUCUGUGAUUGUAUUGAGAGUUGUCCUCCCUUAAACCCAAGUAGUAUCCUCCUCCUACCUGGAGAAACCUUGGUAACCUUAUCUACAGGCUGUUGUCAGUACCUGGAAAAGAAAUGCAACCAUAUGGAUUGUCCUGAGGAGAACAAUUGUCCGUCUCAUCUUGUCAAAGCUCUCAAUCUGACAACUCAAGGAGAUUGUUGUCCAAAAUAUUUUUGUGAGAUCCCUGCUGACAAAUGUGUUUAUACAAUGAAGAAUACUGCAGUGGGAACCAUCGUGGUGAAAAAUGUAUCUGAGAGUUGGACGGAUGGAUCCUGUAGAAAGUGUAAAUGUAAUCCUCCCCGUCCUCCAACUCAAGACUCUCCAGAUACUAAACCAGAACCUGUUUGCUCUGUGCAAUCCUGUAACAAUAAACAGAAGAAACUAGACAAACUCAGAUACAUCUUGGAAGAUAUCCCGAACCCUGAAGUUUGUUGCCUGGAGUAUAAGAAGCUUGGAUGUAUAUAUCAAGGAGUAAACUAUAAGGUUGGAUCGAACUGGAAGGACGGUUUAGAUCCAUGUAAGAAGUUCUACUGCAAGGAUGUUGAUGGGGAAGCAGAUAUUCAGAUAGAGACUGAACAAUGCUCUUCAACCUGUCCAAAGGGUUCAGUUCGUAUCCGAGAGAAGGAUGAAUGUUGUGGAUCCUGUCUCCCUACUGAGUGUGUGCUAGAGGAUGGGUCUAUUUUACCUCCAGGAUCAUUUAAGGAAUCUCAGGACGGAUGCAGUAGGACAAUUUGUAAACUUCAGGACGGUCAGGUAGUUCUAACCCGGGAGGAAACCAAGUGUCCUGUAUUUGAUGAGUCCUGUUCUAGUAUUACGUAUAGUGAGGACGGGUGUUGUAGGACGUGUAUAACCUGUAAGGAUGAUCAAGGAACAACAAGGCAGGUGGCAGAACAGUGGCAGAAGGACGGAUGCACUACAUGUAACUGCUCAGAAUCUGGAGAAGUCUGGUGUGUAACGAAGGUCUGUGAGAAGGUUGUGUGCAGUGUUGGAUACAAGGUGGAGAUAGUUCCAGGUUCUCCGGAUACAUGUUGUCCUCUCCAGGAGUGUAUCCCAGUCUCCCUGCCUUACUCCGGACAAUGUGCUGAACCUACCCAGCCUAGUUGUGGCGAGGACCAGGAGCUCAAGAGAAUUAUAGGGACGGAUGGAUGCUCUUCAUAUGUUUGUGAAUGUAUGAGUGUCUGCCCUACACUACAAGAGCCUAGAGAAGGACUGGAGGAAGGAGUGGAGUGGAGGAAGGAUACUACUGGAUGCUGUCCUAAGUACACCAGGACCUGUGUAACUAGUACAUGUCCUACUCCUGUACCCUGUCCUCUGUACUACAAACAGUACACUGAGAAUAAAACAACCGCUUGCUGUACUAAAAUCAAAUGUGGUAAUUAUAAAGUUUUUAACAAAUUUUUGUUAAAAACAAAAACACUUUUUUGUCAGAAACGAAACAAAUUUUAACUUUCAACCAAACUU
This is a messenger RNA of Eurytemora carolleeae, 14641 nucleotides long. RefSeq names its product hemocytin (gene Hml). The record is from RefSeq and is a predicted model, not a curated record. The transcript has 76 exons. Lineage: Eukaryota; Metazoa; Arthropoda; Copepoda; Calanoida; Temoridae. The coding region runs from base 626 to 14626 and encodes 4666 amino acids. Gene Ontology annotation, cellular component: extracellular region; extracellular matrix. Gene Ontology annotation, molecular function: protein binding; chitin binding.